Molecule: messenger RNA, 650 nt
Organism: Cuscuta epithymum
Lineage: Eukaryota; Viridiplantae; Streptophyta; Magnoliopsida; Solanales; Convolvulaceae
Source: the annotation of a GenBank genome assembly
UCUCCCAAAAACACACCAAAUACUCUGAACUUAUUAGCACCAUUUAUAGUGUUGACUAAUGUGGUCAAAGCAGAGACUGGACUGAUGGCUACCUCAAAAGUCUACCAAAUUGUGCCCAAACUUCCUCUAAUUGUGCUUCUCAUCUAUUCCAUCGCAUGGCUCCCUUCCAUUUCAGGAAGGGGGAAAGAAAUGAGAAUGGUGUUGGGAUCAAGCCCACCAAAGUGUGUGGGAAGAUGCAUGGGCUGCAGGCCUUGUGUUGCAGCUUUAGUCAUCCCACCACACAAGUGGUGGUGGUUUAGAAGGGCUUCUUCUUCAUCAACAGGACCAGGAGAUGAGAACUACUAUCUUCUGUCAUGGAAAUGCAGGUGUAGGAACAAGUUCUAUCAGCCUUAGGAUAUUUCAAGUAGUGUUUGGGUGUAACUAUUAACAGUGGGUUUCCUCUAAUAUUACAAUAUAAUUGUCUCCUAGUAUUGUUACUCCAUUGCUCAAAUCAUGUGUCUUCAACAAUUACAUUGAUCAAACAUUGAUAUUAAGAAAAUGAAACACUAAUUGUAAUCUAUGAAGCACGAAAACUCUCGGGAAAGAGUAUGUUUCUGUUUCGAAAACUCUACAGAAACUCUCCUGAAACUAUCAAUAUAGUUGUAUUUUUA